Molecule: messenger RNA, 1119 nt
Organism: Colletotrichum spaethianum
Lineage: Eukaryota; Fungi; Ascomycota; Sordariomycetes; Glomerellales; Glomerellaceae
Exons: 3
Coding region: 1-1119 (372 amino acids)
Source: RefSeq, a predicted model, not a curated record
AUGUUUAGUCUCCUGUCCAGUCUCAAAUCGUCAGGCUCCACGUCUGUCGUCUUCGAAGAGGCACUGAAAGCCACAGCGCUGGCCAGUGCUUCUGCGCAGACGCGACAGGUGGGCUUGAUGGCUCAGGCGAAACAUUGUUACGGCAGGGCCGUCUCAAAAAUCGGCGCAGCCUUGCAUAAACCUGCGACCGCGCAGGAUGACUCGGUUGCCGUUGCUCUGUUGACGUUAGGCAUUUACGAGGCACUGGUCCCAGACACGACACCGAAGAGGAUCACGUCACAUUGUCGGGGGUCUCUAGUUCUCCUUAAAUACCGAGCCGAGAAAGGGGUUACCAGCUCGCUCGACAAUGGCUUGUUGACAUUCCUUGUCCACCUCGGGGUUCUCGAGAUAUUUCUCGGAUUGGAUGGCAAGUCGUCGGUUUUUACCAUCUUGAAGAACGCUCCCUGGGCAAAACAGGGCCUAGUAGAGCCGUUGCUGGUACGUGCGGUAGACUUCAAGGAGAAGGUUCACAGCACGAUGUUGUCCGCCAACAUUCGGGAGGCAUCAAUCACAAAGAUUCUCCAGACAGGGCUUGACAUUGUUCGCGAUCUCGAAGCCGCCGCACACUACAAAAUCAUGUCACCGGGACCGCGGAAGAUGUCGCAACAAGACGAAACGCAGGACGAAGGCUUGAACAAUUUCAACAGCUUAUUGAGCCGGAAUUCCUAUGCAAGCGAGGCUAUAAUAAAGGGUCUUUACCUUACCGUGAGACUCGACAUCAUCGAGUGCAUCCUCGGGCUUUCCAUCGCGCUCGGCGAACCGACUCGCGAGGAACUUAGCAUGCUCGCCAGUCUGCCUCACGGGUUAACGGCGCUAGAACAGAUUUGCGAGCAGAUCCGGAUCGUCUUCGGAUUUGAUGGCAGAGAACCUGCGUCUAGGGACCGGGGCAUUGGGUUCAAUGUCUGGUGCAUGUUCUGGCCCAUGAUGAGUGUGCUAAAAUCUGGAUUUGCGGAUAGGGAUACUAAGUUGUGGGUCAUGGACAAGUGCUCCUUGGUGAGCCAGGCCUCCGGUUUCGGGAUGUCAAUGUACCAGAUGGGGUGGUUUGACCGGAGUUCUGUCGAUUUGGGCACGGCUAGUUAG